Messenger RNA from Lutra lutra (Eurasian river otter), 336 nucleotides. RefSeq names its product urotensin 2B (gene UTS2B). The record is from RefSeq and is a predicted model, not a curated record. The transcript is spliced from 5 exons. Gene Ontology annotation, biological process: blood vessel diameter maintenance; regulation of blood pressure. Gene Ontology annotation, molecular function: hormone activity. Gene Ontology annotation, cellular component: extracellular region. The coding region runs from base 1 to 336 and encodes 111 amino acids. Lineage: Eukaryota; Metazoa; Chordata; Mammalia; Carnivora; Mustelidae.
AUGGUUUCGAGGUCCUUUCAACCACUUUCAACCACUCUUUGCUUUGGACUCCUAACUUUGUUAACUGUAAUGAGUUUUUUGGAAUUGGUGCAUGGACAGCCAUAUCUUACCCAAGGAAAUGAACUGUUUCCAGAUAAAGAAGACACAAAUCAUAAGGAACUACUGCUGGCUCUACUGAAUAAACAUUUUGAUUUCCAAAGACCUUUUAACAUUGAAUUGGAAAAGCUAAAAGAGCAGUUCACGGAGGCAAAAGAUGUUGAGAUAUCCUAUGCUAUAGAUGGUCCAUCUUCUUCCCAUCCAAGCAAGCGAGCGUGCUUUUGGAAAUACUGUGUCUGA